AUGCCGCUCGGAGAGGCGAUCGACGACCCCACUGCAAAUGACGAUUAUGUCGCACAGCUGCUUGCCUCUGAAGCAAAAGACAAAUCCUUGAAGUACUCUACUAUUGGCCUUCAGGCUUAUCUACCUCGACGACCAACAGAUCGCGCACCCAAACCCAACACACGCUUUCUCAAAAAUAUCCUUCGAGAUACGGAUAGCCACAAUGCUGCGCUCAAACGAAAGGAAGAACAGGAGUCAAGAGAGCGCAUGCGCCAGCUUCGUGGCGAUAAAUCAUCGUCUUCCCGGCAACCGCAUCAUACCGAGCGUUACAGGGCCAAAGAUAGAGACAACCGAGACAGAUCGCCCCGACACCUAAGAGAAGAGCGUACAUCAUCUAGGCGAUCGAAAUCUGAUUCGUAUCGUGAUAGAGAUGACGAACGGCGUAGAAGACACCGUCAUCGGGAUGAAAGUGGCAGCGAUUCGGAUCGUGAAAAGCCUACGAGAUCUCACCGACGACAUCGUGAUGACGAUAACAGGCCCAGAAGAACACGAGAUUACUCUAAUUCUCCGCAUAGGUCCUCACGACACAGAAAAGACGAACAAAAUGACCGGCAUGGCCGGCACAGGCGCUCUGACCGAUCACGUUCGAGAUCGCCCAGGCCCUCAAGGCACUUGAAAGAAGAUCAGCGCAAAGCUGAGAAGUCAACUUCCGGAAACUCCCACCGACACGGUUCCGAACCAAAAAGGACACCCAAGGAACAUGACUUGGAUGACGAUUCGGAUCCUCUAGAAGAUCUCGUGGGUCCUUUACCGGCGUCUUCACGCAGGAAGGGCAUUGUUGCAUCGCGCGGUAGAGGCUCCUACCGCGAGAAUACAAGCACGAUUGACUCUCAUUUUGCACGUGACUACGACCCCAAACUUGACGUACAUCUCUCCGAUGAUGAAAAUUCUACGAAACAACCUACGCGCAGAUCCGUGGCUGGCCUGAUGACGGAAGGAGACGACUGGGAUAUGGCCCUCGAAGCCCUCCGUGACCGAGCCGAAUGGAAAAAGAAAGGCGAAGAACGUCUGCGCGUUGCAGGCUUUGAUGGUGAUGUUGUCGACAAAUGGAAAUCCCAUCCGUCUUUUUCGUUGGGGGCCACCACCAGCAGUCACGAUACCGAAGGAAAUGUUGAGGACGUUCGGUGGGCAAAGAAAGGUGAAGGGCGAGAGUGGGAUCGAGGCAAGGUGAUGAACGAAGAUGGCGUUUACGAUAUAAAAGCGCAGUGGUCGUAG
Talaromyces rugulosus is the source of this 1254-nucleotide messenger RNA. RefSeq lists its product as uncharacterized. The record is from RefSeq and is a predicted model, not a curated record. NCBI's taxonomy places the organism in Eukaryota, Fungi, Ascomycota, Eurotiomycetes, Eurotiales, Trichocomaceae. The transcript has 2 exons. The coding region runs from base 1 to 1254 and encodes 417 amino acids.